UGUCGCCGACCAUGUAUCUUGACAAGAUGUUAGCUAUACUGCUUCUCUUGUCAUGCACUCUCUUGGGUUCGUCUAUAGUAAUUUUCGAGGAAAGGCACGAUUAUUACUAUACAUACUCUUCAAAAGCAGAAGUGUUUGGACUACACAAUGUGUCGACAAUUGUACAGAUGAGGGUCCGUUUUGUUAACAGCACUGCUACAGGAGACCGCCUCCACCAGCUGUAUAUUGAUAGUUUCUUUCAACGAACGCAAGAUGGAUAUGCGGCAGAAAACCCUUUAAAGUGGAAUUUGGACGAACCUUUCUUGUUCACCAUCAAACCAACUGGGUUGGUUGAUCUCAUCUACCACAAUGCGAAUGAGAAGGAAGAGCUGAUAAUCUUGAAGAAGGCUCUUGCGAGCAGUCUAUCUGCAAAUGUCCAGCUUCAAGAUGCAGAAUCAUGGCAAUACAAGCUGAAUGAAACGGACCACACAGGUGAAGCAGAACAGUCAUAUGAGGUAUCACGUGUACCUGAUGGUAUCCUUCUUCGACGCCAGCACCGUAGCACACGUGAUGUAGAGAGACACCAUGACAAGACAAUGAAGAUACAUCAUAUGGGACACAUAGAGCAUGUUUUGGCAUUGGACAGAAUAAUGUUGAAAGAUCACACAGAUCCAGAAAAACGCCAACACCUCCAAAGACAAAGAGUGCCAGGAGAGAGAAUAAUAAAAGAAGACAUCACUGGGAGUUUCCCUGAUAUCGAGACAAAGUCCACUACAGAGGUUGUUUUGAAAACUAAAAGAAAAUUAACAUCAACUGAAUCUAUACAGGACACAGUGGGUUUAAAGGGGUUAACUGCCGAUAGUAUCGAGGUUCCAAAGGAAGAGACAGUGCAUAUGAGCUUAGAAGAAGCAAACCCUUUCAUCAGACAAGCCUUAUCAUGUAUCCACAAUCACACAGGGGAAGGUGCGACUGAGAGAAUAGAGUGUGUAGUUACCUUACGUCAGUACCUGGAGCAGUUGAGCCCUACUGACAUGGUCCAGCUUGGAGAGAGGUAUCUGAAGCACAAGUGCCAAGAAAAUGAUAGCGUAUGUCAAGCUGAUCGCCAUUUGUUCAUUGAUUUGAUCAUCCAACUGGAGACUAAGGAAGCCCAGCAGUUACUUGUGCAGCAUGUACUCAAUGUAGUUGACCCACAUGAAGAGGAGGUCCAACGCACGAUGUACCAUAUGCAUGCAAUAAAGAAACCAACAUUGGAUCUCAUUUCCUCUGUUGCCAAACUAUGCUUUGGUCCACUUGGGGAAAAUAUAGGGAAACAUAGCAAUAUAACCAAGAACGAAAAACGAGCCUGCCUUGCCAUUGGAAGUCUUGCAAGAUAUGUUAAUGAAACCAACCACUUGAGUGCAGCAAAGCUGGUGGAACACCUGGAAAACUGGCUGGAACAUCAUGAUGAAGGUUCCUUGGCCCCGCCACAACAUCGGGGCAAACGUUCUCCCACAUUUUUCAACAAAACUGAGCAUCAUCACAAAUUCACCAAAAUGGUUCUACUGGAAGCAGUUGGUAAUGCAGGUUCCCCUACAUCAUUAGACCAUAUUCUAUCAUAUGCUAAGCCAAAUAUGGGACACCCAGCAUGGCGACGGACUGCUGUGAAUGCACUGAGAUCCUACACUUGUCAUAAGAGUGCCACUGCACUGAUUGAUUUGGCUGUUAAUGAUGACAUUGAUGUUAUACGUGAUAAAGCAUUUGCUGCAUUAAAAAAACAUCCCAAACAUUUUAAUAUGACAAGAGAACAGCACAACAUUAUUUUGGGAAAGCAGUACACAUAUCAUACUGUUAUGAGAUUGAAAAGAGGCUUCAUUGAAGACAUAUUCAAAGCACUAAGUUUCAAAAUAGAGGUCCCAGGUAUACAGUGGAGCAAAGAAAUCGGUAAUAGCAAAAUUGGAGCAAGUUUUGGAUUGGAGGCCAGAAACAAAAUGGAGCUGAAACUAGGUUUGCUGUCCAGCUUUUUUGAUUUGUACAGUUAUAACACUGCUUUCGCUGAAGCACAUAUUGGACUAUUGCGGCUGCAAGUUGAUGUCUUCAGAGCUUUGGCAUGUUACCAUGGAUAUAUUGAGUAUGACCUCAAUGUUUUGAAGGAUUUUGGGAUCAACGAUAGUAGAGAUUUAGCAAAACUCUUUGACAAAGUCAUUGACACUUUUCGACGGCCAAUUGCCAAGUCAAUCAAUACCUUUAAGAAAAUUGUCAGCUUAUUUAAAGGCAGAGGAUUGCAAGGCCUAUUUAACGAUGCAGUAAAGGCCAUCAAAAAUUUGCCAGAUGCCUUAAGAACCCUGCUUGAAAACCUGGAGCAAUUUGUCUGUGACAUAAGUGACUAUGAGGGUUUGCCAUGGAUAGCUGCUAUGAAAGAGGUUGUACGCCGAGUGCGACAUUUUGUAGAAGAUGUUCAAUCAGAUAUUCUUGGCUUUUAUAAUGCAAUUGUGGACACCAUAACAGUUAACUUCCCAUUCGCAGCUAAAACGACAUUUGAAGCAAUUAAACUGAUACUGAGAGCAGUGAAAGCAAUCUUUAAUAAUCCUAUGGGAGCACUUUCAAACAUUGGCUCAGCUCUCAUGAAAUUAAAGCUGUCUGUAUCCAUGAUUAUAGGAGCUAAGGUAAAGAUUGAAGAAUCCUGCUUUUUCCUAUCAGGAAAGAUGCCAUAUUGGAUGAACCUUGGGGAAGAAUUCACUGAUCUGAUGGAAGACAUUAAAGAUGCAAGGAAGAAAAUCUCACAAUUUCUUGAGAGUGUUAGAAAGAGUGAUGAAACUGGUGCCUUUCAACCAUUAAAUGUUGGAAAAAGAAGUGGCAUACCAACUGUGGAAGAACAAGAGGUUCGGAUCAUUAAAGCUUUUUUUGAAAAGUUUGAUAAACUCCUCACACCUUUUGCGGAUAUUGUGAAGACUUCAAAGCCAUUCUUAGAUUCCUAUAAUGCAGUGAUGGAAGUAGUACAUGAAGUGAAAUGGUCAUACCUGGAUAUACGUAACAUGGUUGAGAAAGGGAAGUCUAUUGUUAUGAAGCUGUUUGGCCCAAAGUUUCACCGCCAGUUCCCAUCUCGCAGAAGUGAUUGUGAAAAAGACUGUGGCUGUGGUAUCUUCCCAUAUGAAGGCAAAAACAGAACUCUCUUACCUGGGAUUGAUGUGAUAAGAAAAAUGGGUAGUAAGGUAAGCUCCCCUGUUACAGGCAUUGUGAAACGACGCAGUGACACUGAAGUUUUGAUUGCACCUUAUGAUAGGGGAUUGCGUCGCUUUGAAAUCAUUAUCAGUAACAUAGAACCAAUACGGAAAAUCUCAAACUCCUACUCAACUGUAAUAAGUGCUGGAGAUGAAAUUGGCAAAGCUCUAACUUCUAGAUGUGACCCAAACUUUAUCCAUGUUGCAAUGCGAAAAAAGCCUAAAAUAUCAAAGCCCUCUGAUGCUGAUUAUAAGUACAUUGACCCAACACCAUACAUAGACAAGAUUGUCCCUGUACCACGUUGGGUUCCUGUAUGUAACCAGUUUAGCUUAAUAAUCAACUUACAAAUCUCUGAUCUUGAGCCCAUUACUGACCCUGAAAAUGCCAAGAAAGUUGUAGAGGAUGUUAAGCGUCAUGGCCAAGAAAGUGUUGAUCAAUUCUUUGACGAGACUCCAGAUCCAGAAACACCAUGGCGACCAAAAGGGAUGGAUGAAAGUGCAACAAAAUCCUUGGCUGAUCGUUUUCGGGGUACCUUGGGUUCUUUUGGUAGCUUGGAUCAAUUAGCAGACUUCACAAGCAAAAAGAAACCCCCCAGUAUUCUUGAUCAGAUUGAUAUCAAUGCCCUAGAAGUGCGGCAGGUGUUAUUUAUACUCAACGCCAGCAAGUUAUUUGCCAAACAGCAUACAGUUGAAAGAUAUGUGGAAGACUUAGCUGAAGUCAUUCGUACAAAUAAAGUAGAACACCCAGAAAACUUUUCACCCCGGAGGCUCAGGUACAUUCUAAAAAGACGAGGGCAAGAUUCAUCAGGCUCAUUUAAGCAACUGGUGUUGCAUUACACAGAGAUACCUGAAGGAGUUUGUCCCAAUAUUAAACGUGGUAUAGCCAGAGGCUUUGGGCAUUUCUGCACGCCACACAGAGAUUGUCAUGGACUGACUUGUGGACUGCUGGUCAAGUUUAUUUUAGUAAAGAAGGUCAUUAAGUUUGACAUGCGCCUGAAUACAUGCAGUGGAAAAAUUGAUAUACAGAUAGAUGAUGAUGUAACAAGUUUUGAUAUACAGGGGAAUGAUGAUGUAAACAUAAUGCGUCCAUUUGGUACCUCUGGUGAUUUCACCCUGAAGACCACAGCUCAAUUCAAUAGAAUUAGGAAUGGGGUAUAUGUGACGUCGAACAUUUCAGUAUGCUCUGCUUUCUAUCCAACAUGUAUGGAGACCAUUGAAAUGUUCAAAAAUAUGCACCUGGGAGUUCAAAAUCCUGCAGGAGUUUCAUGCAAUCCAGGAGUUGAAUAUGACGGAACUGAAGACCGAGUACAAAGCAUGGCACUGCUAUACUUUGUGGAUGACUUACUUCAAAUGAACAUUGGAAAAAGAAGAGAAGUGUUAAUGUUCAUGAAUGAGCUUCGCACUGCUGUACUUGAUGCAAUUAUGAAAAAUCCUGGACUUCUGCUGAAAAUUGGAAAAUCAGAAUUUCCCAGUUCUGUAGACUUCUGUUUUGAUGGAGUUAUACGACCACUAAAAUACUAUAAACAGUUCUUCGGUUUUAACUUCCGAUUUGUUGUUGGACCUUUACCACUUAAAUUAGGGUUUGGUGCUGGUGGUGAGAUCGGUGUGAGGAUUUCAGCUGGAGCUUGCCUUAUGUGUAUGAAAGCUAAGGUUACAAUAACUCCAUAUGUUGCUGGGAAGGUCUGGGGAUCCCUUGAAGUAAACCUUGGGAUACUUAGUGGUGGAAUCCGUAUUGAAGGUUUCUUGCUGGACACUAGCUUUCCGAUAACAGGCACUAUUGGUUUCGGGAAAUUCCCGAUAAAUGUGAGAGCAAAGAUGGAUCUUGUGCUUGUUCCUUUAAAAGUGAGACUAUCUGCCUACGUUCAUUUGAAACUACUUUUUGUAACAGUAACUGUUUUUGAUCAUACGCUGUGGAAAUAUAAGAUGGACCCAAUCCGACACAAUAUAUUUGAUAAAUCGAAUGUAGGUAGAGAUAAUUCUCCACCAGAUAGACCCAAUUGUACUGUGAAACAACUCGGCGGUCAAGACUACACUGACCCCGCGUUUAUCCUCGAAGCCGCAUCAUGUGACUCCGUGAGUGACGUCAAAUUGCAUUAUGCUAUUGGAAGUCACCCUGGUGGCACUGACGUCAGUGGCUGGACGGAAAUGGGCGGUUCACCACUCACAGUUUCUCAAAAGAUGGUCGAUGGGAUACCUCUCUACUUUACGGUCAAGGCCAUAAAUAGCCAGGGCCUCGAGGCCAUUUCAACAUGCAAACUUGAGACGUAUGAUGUCACUCCUCCAGAUGGCCGUCUUGAAGCAUCCCAUGCUUAUACAAGUCAUCCGCAUAGAAUUAGCGGAACGCUCACCAUAUUUGAUGACUCUCCGUUGGAGGAGAUCCAAUACAAAUGCGUCGGUUUUGGACAGGGCCCUACAAACGCCGAAGUUGUCAACUGGCUGCCAUUCUACCCAGAUAAAAUGCCUAAAAAUAAAGAUAUUGAAAAUGAACUCUCUCAUUUUUCUGUGGGUAUAAACUAA
Lingula anatina is the source of this 5693-nucleotide messenger RNA. RefSeq lists its product as uncharacterized. Lineage: Eukaryota; Metazoa; Brachiopoda; Lingulata; Lingulida; Lingulidae. The record is from RefSeq and is a predicted model, not a curated record.